Xenia sp. Carnegie-2017 is the source of this 1716-nucleotide messenger RNA. Its product is annotated as RNA exonuclease 4-like. Gene Ontology annotation, cellular component: nucleus. NCBI's taxonomy places the organism in Eukaryota, Metazoa, Cnidaria, Anthozoa, Malacalcyonacea, Xeniidae. Gene Ontology annotation, molecular function: nucleic acid binding; 3'-5' exonuclease activity. The record is from RefSeq and is a predicted model, not a curated record. Gene Ontology annotation, biological process: rRNA processing. The transcript has 8 exons. The coding region runs from base 19 to 957 and encodes 312 amino acids.
GUCAGGGGUAGAACAAAUAUGGCGGAAAAUCUAAACAAAGUUAUAAACCAACGUCGGAAGAUAGACAAAAAAGUUUGCAAAAGAAAUAAUUCCUCUAUAAAGCCAUUUAAAUGUUCAAAGUGCCCAAGUAUUUCAAAAAGAUGUAACGAAAUUUCUUCAAACUGGAAAGCGUUGUUAAAUACUAUUAGUUCUACCAAAGAGAAAACUGGGAAAGGUUUUAAACGAAAACAAUUUCAUAACCAUAAAAGAAGUUAUCAAGGAAAUAAUUCUUUGGAAAGAAGUGAAGGUGAUAGAGGUGACAUUUGGUUUCAUGACGUCGAUUCCGAAGAAUCUGACAAUUUAUACAAAACAAGGCGGAAAAAACUGUCCAAGUACGAUGAAAAACUCGCUAAACGACAGAAAACCCCUGAUGCUGUGGAAGGACCAAGAAUUACAAAACAUAUAGCCAUGGACUGCGAGUUUGUUGGCGUGGGAAAGAAUGGUGUAGAUCAUAUGCUGGCCAGGGUGUCUGUUGUCAAUAUUGAUGGUGACAUUCUCUACGAUAAGUAUGUGGCGGCGCAAGAACGAGUAGUUGAUUAUAGGACUGCGGUCAGCGGCAUAAGACCAUCAAAUCUAAGAAACGCUGCAAAGUUUGCUGAUGUACAGAAGGAAGUUGCUGAUUUAAUAAAAGAUAGAAUUCUUAUUGGUCAUUCCAUAUACACUGACCUAAAGGUUCUACUGCUCAACCAUCCUAAGAAAAAAAUCAGAGACACGGCAAAGCACAAGCCCUUUCACGAAGUUGUUAAGACAAAGUAUCCUUCUCUGAAAAAGUUGGUCAAAGAAAUUUUGUCUUUGUCUAUUCAAUCUGGUGAACACUCUUCGGUUGAAGACGCUCGCGCUGCAAUGAAUUUAUAUCUUCACAGUCGUAGAGAAUGGGAAAAGCAAAUGAAAAGAAGACCUACAAAGAAACAUGGUUGACGGUUUAGAGUGUUUAUGACACCGAAUUUUACUAAAGAAUUUUCUUAUUACAAUGUAAAUAUAAUUUAAAAUGACUUAACAAAUCCUUCAAUAGAAUUGUGAAUCUUAUGUCUUUUUAAAGGCAUUCUACUUUUUUACCAUGCAAAUUAUAUCGUUAUGACAUCAAAUUAUUAAUUUAGCAUUGGAAAAUAGUUUAUUUGUCGAUAGUCAGCAGUUAAACCUUUCAACCCUUUGCAAAUGAAUUCAUCCUUAAGGUUAUUUUUUGAAAUACUGUAUUUGUGCAUAAUAUGGUCAAACGAUGUGGAAAAAUUGAUGAUCUUUACGAUGUGGAGAAUUGAUGUCAUAACGAUGUUGUUAUGCAUAAUGAAUAUCAAAUGUCUCUUGAUAAAGGAACUGAAAGAAGCCAAUUCUACUGAAGAGUUUAUAAAGUGAUUUAUAUGUUCUUUCCACUACAACAGAAUAAUCGUGAUAAAAUUUUGUGUCAUAAACUCUUUAAAUAACUCUGACCUACUGAUUGACAUUUGUCCAUCCUGCUUAUUUUUGUAAAUGUCCAGUGAGGUAUCAUUUUGUAUGCAUUCAUUAAUUCGAGAAUUCUAUAUGAGUUUGUUUUGUUAAAAACUUUCAGUCUGAGGAUUCGACAAUUGAGAUUGAGUAUAGAGCUCAUAAUGUUGUUUAUACGCAAGUAAGAUUUCAAGGAAACGUAAAUCAUUAGCAAAGCAAGAUGUGUUGAAUUUCAAUUAAAAAAUACCAAUCAUAAAA